Molecule: messenger RNA, 2726 nt
Organism: Myripristis murdjan (pinecone soldierfish)
Lineage: Eukaryota; Metazoa; Chordata; Actinopteri; Holocentriformes; Holocentridae
Gene: kcnq1.2
Product: potassium voltage-gated channel, KQT-like subfamily, member 1.2
Exons: 19
Coding region: 1-2223 (740 amino acids)
Biological process (GO): potassium ion transmembrane transport
Cellular component (GO): voltage-gated potassium channel complex; membrane
Molecular function (GO): voltage-gated potassium channel activity
Source: RefSeq, a predicted model, not a curated record
AUGGGUGAAAGACGGGCGCGCUCCUUCCACAUGACAUGCCACAUGCACCGUGACUAUGGCAGCAGGCUGGGUAGCUCCAUUAUGACUUGUGGCCCCAAUGGGUAUGCCAGCACCAGCCUGAGCAUGGAGCAGGACCUGGGGGAGGACGCUGACCAGGCAACCUCCACAGACACCACCACUACCAGCAGCAAGGCUCCUGCAGCUGACAGAAGCCACUACUCUCCUGUUUCACUGGAACUGGACCCCGCAGCGGUGAAUAAUGGAUCAGGCAUUCCCUGCCGCUCACCGGUGGACACAAAGGACCCAGCGCUGCAGAUCGCCCAGAGCCAGCCCUCUAUCACUGCUCCCCUGCCGCCUCUCCCUCGUUCGAGCUGGCUGCACCACCAUCAGAAGGAAUUCCAGAGCCCCUACAUCAAGACUAGCAUGCAGGGGGAUGUCUACAACUUCCUAGAGAGACCUGCUGGACUGAAAUGCUUCCUCUACCACUUCCUGGUCUUCCUCAUGGUCCUGGUAUGUCUAAUCUUCAGUGUCCUGUCCACUAUAGAGCAAUAUGCGGACUUUGCCACUGGAACGCUCUUCUGGAUGGAGAUUGUGCUGGUGCUGUUCUUUGGCACGGAGUACGUAGUCCGGCUCUGGUCGGCUGGCUGCCGCAGCAAAUAUGUGGGCAUCAAAGGACGCCUCCGCUUUAUCAGGAAGCCCAUAUCUAUCAUAGAUUUAAUAGUAGUCAUUGCCUCAGUUAUUGUGCUGAGUGUAGGCUCCAAUGGCCAAGUGUUUGCCACAUCUGCUAUCAGGGGCAUUCGCUUCCUCCAGAUCCUGCGCAUGCUGCAUGUGGAUCGGCAGGGAGGAACAUGGAGGCUCCUGGGAUCUGUAGUCUUCAUCCACCGCCAGGAGCUGAUCACGACUUUGUACAUCGGCUUCCUGGGCCUGAUCUUUUCCUCCUACUUUGUCUACCUGGCAGAGAAGGAUGCCGUGGAUGAGGAGGGCAAGACGGGUUUCUCCAGCUAUGCUGAUGCCCUUUGGUGGGGUGUGGUGACUGUCACCACCAUUGGUUAUGGAGACAAGAUUCCUCAAACGUGGAUAGGCAAAGCCAUUGCCUCCUGCUUCAGUGUCUUUGCCAUUUCCUUCUUCGCUUUGCCAGCUGGUAUCCUGGGCUCAGGGUUUGCCCUGAAGGUGCAGCAGAAGCAGAGACAGAAGCACUUCAACAGACAGAUCCCUGCUGCAGCCUCCCUCAUACAGACGCUUUGGAGGUGCUAUGCAGCGGAGAAACCAGGAGGCUGUCCCGCUACAUGGAAAAUGUAUGUACUUACUUCAGACGCCGCCCCCACAGUGGAAUGUGACAAUUCCAGCCCUAACAUCAGGAAGCUGAACAUAUCGAAAAAAGGGACCAAGAGGAGGCUGAAGCCGUCUCGUGGCAAUGGCUCCAUGGGCGUAUCCACAGAGAGAGCCUUGUCCAUCCCUCAGAUCACCUAUGAUCACAUUGACGACUCUGUGGAGAAAAAAGACGUCCCCUUCUUCCUUGAGGAACCACCAGGGGAUGUUGAAGGUAUUACCAGAAUGUUCAGACAAACAGGCCCUCCUCAGCAUUCGUGGUCUUCUUUCACUCUGAGUUGCCAUUCCUCUCCAGUGAAGAAAAAUCUAGACAACACCUCCAUCGACAUCUCCAGGGCCAACAGCUUAACAGACGAGAUGGACUAUGAAGACAUCCCCCUGCCCGUGGUGACGGAUGAAGCUCAUCUGUUGACCAGCCCGUUCGUGGCAUUGGUCCAGGACUCUGUCUCCACACAGCACUUGAAUUCCACAAGGUUGUCCCAUGCGCAGAGGUCGGCAGUCAAAGUCCUUCGCAGAAUGCAGUACUUUGUGGCCAGGAAGAAAUUUCAGCAAGCACGGAAGCCCUAUGACGUGCGGGACGUGAUUGAACAGUAUUCCCAGGGCCACCUCAACAUGAUGGUCCGCAUAAAGGAGCUGCAGAGAAGACUGGACGGCACGUUGGGGAAACCAGGAAUGUUUCUCCCAGGGAAAGGAGAAGAUAAAGAAUACCCAACUAUUGGAGCACGGCUGAUCAGGCUAGAAGAUAAGGUCUUGCAGAUGGACCAGAAAAUGGAGUCGGUCCUGCGGAUCCUGACUGAGCAGUUUGUGCCCAAACCUGAGCUGACGUCCAAGCCCUCCAUCCGCAGAGUGACCAUCCAGAAACGCAUGGGCAUCAGCAUCGAUGAGGGGCCCUGAUGUCACAGCGGGGCCACAAGCAGGCACAGUGUUGUGACGACCAAGAGACACUUCAGCAAGGAGCCAGACGGGAGAUCAUAUAAGCAGUCUGGUCCUCCCUGGGGGACAGCCUGGAAAUGAUAAGGGGACUCGGUUUCCCAGAAUCCCCCUCUUUUUCUAUUACAAUCCCUUUUUUCACUGACCUUUGACCCCUGAGAAGAGAACAACUUUAAAAACUUUGAUUUCUCAUGUAGAAGCUGCACUAUUCUGGGACUUAAAGGUGAAAAAAAAAACAGUGGAAUUCAUUGUGCACUUUCAGCAAAAACAAAGCUGACUGACCUCUUCCCUUUCAGAGGCCAUUUGUGGUGAUCAGUGGGCCUGAUCGGGUCUUUUCCAUUGAAGUCUUCUGUUGAAAUGUAGCUCUCUACAUUGCUGGCCCUCAAUCUCCCCCUGCAUCACACAGUCAUUCAAGCAGAGACACGCUGCAUGAAUUUAUUUCACUACAUUAGCCUCAUAAUCACAGU